AAUGGGUGAACCGCAAAGCCGUAAACGCAAAUUCAAAGGAAAUACUAAAACUAAUAAUAAUGAAGUCAAAGAUGUAGAAGUGACUACCGAAGAUAUAAAUGAAAGCGAAGUCAUCAAAGUAACUAAUAAGGCCAAGAAAAACAAGCUAGUAGAAAAGCCCGCUGAAAUAAAUGAAAAUGAUACUAGUGAAGUUAAAACUAAGAAAAUGGAGUUUGUAGAAACAUCAAAUAAAGAAGUAAGUGAAAGUGACGUGAGCAAACCUAAAAAUAAGAAAGCUAAAAAGAAUAAAACUAAGAAAUCUGGUGACAAUGAUAAUGAUGAAGUAGUAGCUAAAAAAGCGAAGAUUAGCAAGGCUGCGGCGUCUGCAGAAACCGUCAAGGGUGGCUUGACUGAGGAAAUGGUAGCAAAGUAUCCCGUCCUUAAAGAUGAGGAGCUGGUGAAGAGGUUCUUGGCUGUCAGUAUGUCAAACAACCAGAAAGGUCGCGUCCGGGUAACCCUCAGAGACAGUCUCAAAGGCACCUCAGACGCCAUGCUACCAGACGUCAUCCACACCAAAAUGCAAGCCAUACUCAAACUACCCGACCCGUCCGACUCCGACCUGAGGAAACUUAGAAUACUAUACAACAUGUUGAAGACCGCCGUUAAAGGGACGAAAUUUGUUAAAAAGGAGCCAGUCAAGAAGAUACAAGAAGUUAAGAAGAUAAAAGAAAAUAAAGAAGAUAAGGAAGAGAAUGCGGAAGAAAGUAAAGAUAAGAAGCCGGAGCAGAAAGUGAAGGGGCCUAAAAGAUAUGUUGUCUUUAUAGGGAAUUUGCCCUUGGAUAUCAGUAAAGAUAAGAUAUCAGAACACUUUUCCGACCUGAGCAGUCAGAUCGUAGGCGUGCGGAUCCCCAAGCCCUUGGAGAGUAAAAAAAGCGCCAUCGCGUAUUUGGAGCUCAAAGAUGAAUUUAGUUAUGAACUGGCCCUGUCUAAACACCACUCCAUGCUGGACAACAAGAGGAUCAACGUGUUGUACUCCACACAGAAAAACUCCAAGAUCACCAAAACUGAGGCCAAGGGUAAGGCAGCAAAGCUAGUAGCCAUGCAGAAAUCCGGGCAGCUCGCCGGCAGCACACCUCAAAGUAAGAAGAGGAGUGCUCGACGCAAGAAGAUGAAACUGGCCCAGAAAGCCCUGGAGGCUAAGGAGAGGGGAGUCUGAGCGUAGCGAGCGUCUCUAACAACUUUGUUUUUGAGGUGUCUACGUAAUGUUUUAUUUAGUCGUUGACUACAUUAUAUGUAUUUAUUAAGUUGUA
Messenger RNA from Cydia splendana, 1289 nucleotides. RefSeq lists its product as uncharacterized. Gene Ontology annotation, molecular function: RNA binding. The transcript is spliced from 5 exons. The record is from RefSeq and is a predicted model, not a curated record. The coding region runs from base 2 to 1195 and encodes 397 amino acids. Lineage: Eukaryota; Metazoa; Arthropoda; Insecta; Lepidoptera; Tortricidae.